CUUCAGCUGAGAGAGCAGCUCUGCACUCAGCACACUGCGUCCACAGUAAAUACAGCACAGCAAGGUCCGCAUGGAGCAGAUCCAGGACACCUCCCGCCCACCACUGACAUAUGUGAAGGGCAUCCCGCUCAUCAAGUACUUUGCAGAGGCCCUGGAAUUGCUGCAGGACUUCCAGGCCCAGCCUGAUGAUCUGCUCAUCAGCACCUAUCCCAAGUCCGGCACCACUUGGGUGAGUCAGAUACUGGACAUGAUCUACAAGGAUGGCGACCUAGAGAAGUGUUGCCAGGCCCCCAUCUUUAUCAGGGUGCCAUUCCUUGAGUUCAAAGGCCCAGGGGUUCCCACAGGUCUUGAGACUCUGAAAGAUGUACCAGCCCCACGGCUCAUCAAGACGCACUUGCCCCUGGCCCUGCUCCCCCAGACUCUGUUGGAUCAGAAGGUCAAGGUGAUCUACAUUGCUCGCAAUGCGAAGGAUGUAGCCGUCUCUUAUUACCACUUCUACCGCAUGGCCAAGGUGCACCCUGACCCCGGCACCUGGGACAGCUUCCUGGAGAAGUUCAUGGCUGGAGAAGUGAGCUACGGGUCCUGGUACCAGCACGUGCGGGAGUGGUGGGAGCUCAGUCGCACCCACCCCAUUCUCUACCUCUUCUACGAGGACAUGAAGGAGAACCCCAAAAGGGAGGUUCAGAAGAUCCUGGAGUUUGUGGGGCGCUCCCUGCCAGAGGAGACUGUGGAUUUCAUCACCCAGCACACGUCUUUCAAGGAAAUGAAGGAGAACCCCAUGACUAACUACAGCACCGUACCCUUUGACCUCAUGGACCACAGUGUUUCCGCCUUCAUGAGGAAAGGCAUUGUGGGGGACUGGAAAACCACCUUCACCGUGGCCCAGAACGAGCACUUCGAAGCCCACUACUCCGAGAAGAUGGCAGGCAGCGGCCUCAGCUUCUGCUCAGAGCUGUGAGCGGUGCACGCCGGCAGCCGCCCCAAGGGGUGCGGGAAAAACCCCCGGCCU
Molecule: messenger RNA, 1009 nt
Organism: Cynocephalus volans (Philippine flying lemur)
Lineage: Eukaryota; Metazoa; Chordata; Mammalia; Dermoptera; Cynocephalidae
Product: sulfotransferase 1A1
Exons: 8
Coding region: 71-958 (295 amino acids)
Biological process (GO): sulfation
Cellular component (GO): cytoplasm
Molecular function (GO): aryl sulfotransferase activity
Source: RefSeq, a predicted model, not a curated record